Trichoderma atroviride IMI 206040 is the source of this 1042-nucleotide messenger RNA. NCBI's taxonomy places the organism in Eukaryota, Fungi, Ascomycota, Sordariomycetes, Hypocreales, Hypocreaceae. The record is from RefSeq and is a predicted model, not a curated record.
GCAUUGAACAUCGGAGCAUUGAUAGGAAAUAGAGGCGUACCGGCAAUAGUUUGAAAUGAAUUAUUGGCAAAUUUAUUCCCGUCUGCAGUGAUUUGUUUGUCAUUCCGAGAUAUCGUGAGUGGAUGUAAGUUUCGGCUUGGACUGAUUCACUGCCAGCUGCAAGCGGCCCGUUUUGUCCUCUUGGCUUUCGUUUUCUCGACAGCUUGAAAGGAGAAUAAUUUGAUCUCUGUGAAUCACUUCCAUUGUGCUUUUUUGUUGUCGAGCGCCUCUACAUCAAACCAGCUUUGAGCCUCCGAGCUAGGAAUCGUCAGAAACAUAAUCUGAUAAAACGUUCAUCGAAAACACUAUAUCCAACAUUUUCACAAUUCAUAAUAACACCAAGAAACACACCAAAGAACAGACAACCCAAAAAUGUGCAACGUCACCUUCUUCAAACAAAAAAGCUGCAACCACACCUGGGCCGUCAUCACCACCCCCUGCGGCCCGUACAUGGACUUUUCCACCUGCGCCAGCUUCUGCGGCGGCGACAGCAUCAAGAAGACUCCCAAGUUCUACAAGACGAGCACCAGGGCGUGUCCGAGAUGCGAUCUGGGCGGAAUGUAUGAUCGGCGGGUGGUGCAGAUGGUGGAGAGGAUGGGGUGGGGGAUUCAUUGGGGGUUGGAUCCGGAGGGAGGGGAUUGGGCUGUUGAGAUGAGGAUGGGGGAGACGAGGGGGUGUGUGAUUUUGUGAAUUAUUAUUUUUUUUGAUUGAAAAAGAUGAGUUUUGAGAGUUGAGCGUUGUUGGAAGUUGAUAUAUGCUUCGCUGGAAGGGUGGCGUUUUAGUGUGGUGGCGUAUGUACUCGUGCUUAGAUCUUGGUACAACAGCAGCGACAGGACCUCACUUGAAAACGAAUAGAAUAUUAAAGCCCACUCCACGGGUAUUUUCAUAAAAAACUCCUCUCAUUAAAAUCACCAAAAUUCUUCAAAUUACUUUGAAACUUCAUUCAGCUUUAUGACAUCACGUGGCCCCACCAAGUGCCAUUCGACAUCAGUCAAACUUGCCC